GUGGACGAAUGGUAGUCGCUUUUUGCGUGUUUAUGCCGAAAGACCAAUGACAGGUGGCGCUUUGCUGUGUCAUCGCUCGGACUAACGAUGCACUCCACACUCGGAGUAAAGCUUCGGACUCACGACAACGCGACUUUACGGUAGCAUGCAAAUUCAACAGCAGAAGGCUGCUGUACCCGUUACUAUCUCCCCGGUCAACUCGGAUAGACUUCAGCCAUGUCAAGAGAGCUCAGAAGGAAUGGAAAGCCCAGAAGCUGUGAACCGUGCAGGCUCUCAAAGAUUCGGUGCGACCACGCAACGCCUCUGUGCCGGAAAUGCCAAACGCGGGGAAUUCCUGAUCAAGUGAGCAGAUGAAGGCGCCACGAUCAGAGAUCAUGUUGACCACGAAAGUGUUUUUACCAUCCAAAUCCCAUGACCAAGCCGGCGGGGACUCCACGUAAGAAACCCGAGCCUCGCCGUCGAAAGCUCAGUGCACAUCCCGAAAGACUUGCUCCAUUAACCUUGAGUCCACCGACUCUCAGGAACGAUCUUGUGAAAUCGUGGCCAACACCGCCUGAGACCACCACCAGGACAGAAUGUGCCAAACCGACUCAAGACCCAACACGGGGGUUCUUCCUCGGGUCGACAAGCUACGCCAGUGUGUUUGUCGAAGAGCAGCCUCUGCCCGAUAGUAUACAUGAACAGCCGUCAGAAAGAACAAGCAGAACGCCUUCUGUCUCUGACAGAACUAUACUUGGCAGCCGCCAUUGUCAGAUCGGUAUAGGUCACUCAAUCGUCACGAAGCUUCUGCCGAUCUCGUUCUUCGAGAGGUCUUUCAAACUGUAUUUUGAACAUCAAAAAGCGUCUGCCUUGAUUGGCCCGCUGGUAAUAUCGGCUCUGCCACAAUUGAGGUUAGAUCUGGCUGAACUUGCAAACACCGAGAACGAUGCCGUCGCUAUGUACGCCGAGAUGACAAGGAAUACUGCGCGACCCAUGAGAGUGCCCCCUGGCCUGCGCCCUUCAGAGUUCCAUGCACUUUUUACGGGGAAGAACUUACGAUGGGAAACCUUAGGUCUCAUACUGGCAAUCGUGUGUUCCAACGCGCAAUUUACAUCACCACACGAUCCAAUCUUCACCCUUGAUGAUGGCACACGACUUGACAGAGACGAAUUCAUUGAGGACAUGAUACAUGCAUCGAAUGACUGCAUACAUCUCUGCCAGAUUCAUGGAGCUGUCAACGACAUCAUGGUCUGGCUGAUUUACACCAACAUGCUCAUAAUCAGUAGUUUCUACGGAGACAACUACCACGGUACUUGGCGACGACUCAGUGAUAGUGUAUCAGCCCUGUACGCUGCGGGUAUGCACUGCGAAGGAGGCUACGCAGAACGAGCAAAUACAGAGCCACUCUUCCUACGCGAGGCGAGAAGACGAGUGUACUCGGCUGUCUAUCGAAUCGACAAAACGUUGGCGAUUUUCUUCGGUCGACCCCCUAUGAUAGGCUGGAGAUACAGUGACCGAAAGCAAUUACUCGAUGUCAGCGACGAUGUCAUCGUUUCCGAGGACCCCGAGAUCGUCAACAAGGCAUUGUCACGAUUAGAUGGGAACGGUUGGAAUACAGACGGUCACAUACACCCAUCAACGUGCAUAAGAUUGCGUUGUCAGCAUGCAGUGUUCAAAGAGCGGCUACUGGAACAGUCAUUGUCUGGAGAGAAAGACAGCGAUGUAGCCCACAACAUGAGAACCAUAUCAGCAGAAUGUACCCAGUACUGGGAAAGCCUCCCGAGCCACCUGCGUUACGAGAUGUACGACGACGAUUCCGCCUGGCACCAGCUUGGUGCCGGCAUCACGGUGCGCCUGAUAUCCGCCUACCUCGAAUACUUGCACACACAUUUCCAAAUCCAGCGGCUUCUCCAGCGACAAACACAACAAGCCCUACCUGCGCUCUUGGAUGUAUCUCUCAAGCUACUCUCGACCGCCCUCGUAUUUACCAAGCCCCUGAAUGGUGCGUACGAGACGCGACGACACUUCGCCACAGUUAUUAUGUUCUACUGCUUCCCUGCGGCCGGCGUCCUUGCGCUCGAGCUGCGCAAAGCCACCAUCGAAGGCGUCCCACUCCCCGACACCGUCUUUCGGGCCGAUGUGAUACGCAACUUGUCCGUGCUCACGUCCAGCCUCGAAUGGCUGAUACUUCCUGGCGACGGCAAUCACAAGCUGUGCACUGAGCUCAACAAGAUGCUUGCGCUGGUUCUAAAUGAGGUGCUCAACUAUGAGCCGCCACCAACGGGCAGCAAUCUGGGCAGUGGGGUGGGCCAUAUGGCGCCGGUGACGAGGCCGGGGUUCUUUGAUAUCCCUAUGCUGGAAGGUAUGGAGCCUAUUCCGACUCAAGCGGAGGAAUUUCUGACAUGGUUGGAUGGUGCGGCAUGGAACAACACGCAGGAUUUAUUUUGAGAAGACGCUUGUUGUCUGGCGCAGAAGGUUCAUUACGCAUCAUGUCUACGGGCAUCCUACAGUCUGAACGUGUCAGUCAGAUUGUUCCUAAACCAACGAAAGCAAUUCAACUCCCUGGAAAAAGUCUCAAGUUGCUCCGCAAUAGGGGUGAGUAUAUGCCCUUCCGUCAACCCAGCGUCGAGAAGCAGCUCGCCCGUGCCUCGUUUCUGAUCUUCCUCUCUUCUGUUGUCAAGCCAUCCUUCCCGCUAGGUGCCUUGGUAGUCUUCGUAGGUGUCUCGCUCGAGCUCACUGUUGCCACGACCGAGAGAAGAUGGUUCUUGACUGUAGAUGAUGUGGACUUGGUGGAAGAUACAUCCAACUGUGCGUAA
This is a messenger RNA of Didymella exigua CBS 183.55, 2795 nucleotides long. RefSeq lists its product as uncharacterized. Gene Ontology annotation, cellular component: nucleus. The record is from RefSeq and is a predicted model, not a curated record. Bases 412 to 2427 code for a protein of 671 amino acids. Lineage: Eukaryota; Fungi; Ascomycota; Dothideomycetes; Pleosporales; Didymellaceae. The transcript is spliced from 5 exons.